CGGGCCCCAGCUUCGUUUGAGGCCCGAAGCUAGCGGCUGUAGGAGAGGAAAGCGGGUACCUGAGCCUCCCUCGUCAGGGCUACCUGAAGGUUGGGAAGGAAGGAAGGAGCAGGAGGGCGGCAGGGGGAGCAAAGGGGGCGCUUGUCAUCCGGUUGGUGGGGCAGGUGUAAGUGGUGUUUAGCCCCGCUGUUUUCAGAGUGGCUAAAAACUCGCUUUGUAACAUGCCCGCCUCCGAGGAAUAAAAGGAACAAUGAACGGGCAAGACAGCAUUACUUCCAUAUUAAUGCAAGAACUGGGCCAGGCGAGGACUUGCGACCUUAACCUUACUUGAACCCUCAUCAGGAGCUGAGGGUGUAACCAUUUGGAGGGCUGCCGCCAUCUCGGGCGCCACCAGGCGCUCUGUUUGGGGGGUGAGGGCGAUAAGGAAGGCCUUCCCCUAGUCGGUCUACAGCAGCACACUGGAGACUGACUUAGCGCCCCUGCGACAGAACUUACUUCCCUGCAGGAGGAGAUGCGCAAGAGUUCAUGUGUGAGUUAAUUUUACUUCGAGCUGUCUUAAUCGUAUGUCUUAAUCGUGGCCGGUCCAGGAGAGAUGCUUCGUGUACUGUGACACGUUCAGCCGGAUUCAGAUUUGGCCUCUUUAACUUAGUAGCUGGGCAUGCUCCGUCAAGUUGCACGACCUAAGGCCUCAGUUUUCAGUGCUGUGAAACGGGGAUAAAUGAUAGAAUGCAAGACUACAACUACAGCACCUGUCACCUUCAAGGAACUCACUCAGUAGAAGAGGGUUCUCUGCCUGCAAAUGCUCAUUUGGAAUUCAGAAUACAUUUUACCACAGAACUAAGAAGAAACUAUAACAAUAUAAGCAAUAUAGUUUACCGUCAUUGUGGGUUAAAAGGGGAAUCUGUGGGCCGGCCUGGGAAUCCAGUUUCACAACACUGCACACAUGGGAAAUUUUCAUUCUGAAAUCUUAACCGCUGUUUUCCAAGGAUAUUGUUGGAGCCCAUUGGAUUGUGUGGGUCUGGGACUGCCUGCCCUCUGCAGGGCUGUGCUUGGCAAUUUGGAAGAGACAAGGAGGAAGGAGGCCUGGUUCCUGACCUCAAGGCAUUUGCAGGCUCCAUUGGGAGACAGGGCCCACAGUGAAAUGAUUAUCUCAAGACAGAAAUGGUUGGUGGCUCCACUCCCAGCAACAAGGAAACAAGAGGCUCUUUGGAGGCCAGGGUUGGCUCUGAACUCCACUGACCUGGUGAUUCCCUCUGCAGCUGGGGUGAAAUGGAUGUCCCUCACCUGUCGCACCCCGGAUUCGAGGAGGCUGGAGGACAGACUGCGUGUCCCAUCUUCCAGACUUGAGGGAAUAAAGGAAGCUUCAGAGACUCCUCUCAUGCCAUUUCAGCCACAUCUCUAUCCCAUUAUAGCCAGCAGAGCAGGUGCACAGCCCGGAAUUCUUGGUGUAAUCUGUGGACAUGGAAAUGCAAAGGAGGAUGAGGUUUCUAUCAUUACAGCACACUGGUGCGCGGAACACAGUAGCCCUUGGAUCAUAGGUAAAAACAUGCACUUUGCGGUGUCAUCAAAGUGCACAGAUCUUGGAUCAGGAGGCCUCCUCUCUCCAUAUCAGCUGCAGGACCAUGCCAGUCGUUGGGCCACUCUGAGCCAGCUUCCUCUGUAAAAUACCAACUUGCCUAAUCCUCUUUCAGAGUCCUAAGGAUCAAAUGAGAAAACAUUUGUAAAACUGCUUUGCAAACUAAGUCUUAAAGAAUAGAAAGUAUUCAUGGGCCUUCUCUUAAUACCAUAAGACAAGAACACCAUAUUCUUUUUUUUUUUUAA
This is a messenger RNA of Callorhinus ursinus (northern fur seal), 1821 nucleotides long. NCBI's taxonomy places the organism in Eukaryota, Metazoa, Chordata, Mammalia, Carnivora, Otariidae. The record is from RefSeq and is a predicted model, not a curated record.